CAGAAGGCCCUCACUCAUGCUGCAGCCUUGAGCCUGACCGGUCCUCCUCCUCUCCUCGCCGGCUCCCUCUUGUUGGCUGCUGGCCAUGCCACUGAAACACUAUCUCCUUCUGCUGGUGGGCUGCCAGGCCUGGGCUGCAGGCUUGGCCUACUAUGGCUGCCCUAGUGAGUGUACCUGUUCCCGGGCCUCCCAGGUCGAGUGCACAGGGGCACAGAUUAUGGCAGUGCCUACCCCUCUGCCCUGGAAUGCCAUGAGCCUGCAGAUCCUUAACACGCACAUCACUGAACUCACUGAGGACCCGUUCCUCAACGUCUCAGCCCUCAUCGCCCUGAGGAUGGAGAAGAAUGAACUGUCAAACAUCAUGCCAGGUGCCUUCCGCAACCUGGGCUCGCUGCGCUACCUCAGCCUUGCCAACAACAGACUACAGGUGUUGCCUCUUGAGGCCUUGCAGUACCUAAAAAAUCUCGAAUCCCUCCUUCUGUCCAAUAACCAGCUGGUGCAGAUCCAGCCAGGCCAGUUCUCCCAGUUCAGUAACCUUAAGGAACUCCAAUUGCACGGCAACAAUCUGGCAGCCAUCCCAGAGGGAGCCUUUGACCACCUGGUGGGACUCACUAAGCUGAACCUGGGCAAGAACAGCUUCACCCACCUGUCACCUCGGGUCUUCCAGCACCUGCGCAACCUCCAGGUGCUCGGGCUAGCUGAGAACAGGCUUUCGGACAUUCCCAUGGGCACUUUUGAUGCUCUUGGCAACCUCCAGGAGCUGGCCCUGCAGCACAACCAGAUUGGCACACUCUCCCCUGGCCUGUUCCACAAUAACCGCAACCUCCAGAGACUGUACCUGUCCAACAACCAGAUCAUGGAGCUGCCCCCUGGCAUCUUCAUGCAGAUGCCCCACCUCAACAAGCUCACGCUCUUUGGGAAUUCCCUGAAAGAGCUCUCCCCGGGGACCUUCGGGCCUAUGUCCAACCUUCGGGAGCUCUGGCUCUACAACAACCACCUCACCUCCCUCCCUGACAACAUCUUCAGCAACCUGCACCAGUUGCAGGUUCUGAUUCUUAGUCACAACCAGCUCAGUUACAUCUCUCCGGGAGCCUUCAACGGGCUGACGAAUCUCCGAGAGCUGUCCCUCCACUCCAAUGCUCUCAAGGACCUGGAUGAGCAUGUCUUCCGAGGCCUGAUCAACCUGCAGAACAUCUCCCUCCAGAAUAACCACCUCCGGCAGCUCCCUGGCAGCAUCUUCGCCAAUGUCAACGGCCUCAUGACCAUCCAGCUGCAGAACAACAAUCUAGAGAACUUGCCUUUGGGCAUCUUUGAUCACUUGAUGAACCUGUGUGAACUCCGUCUCUAUGACAACCCCUGGAGGUGUGACUCAGGUAUCCUUCCACUCCGUAACUGGCUCCUUCUCAACAGAGCCAGGCUGGGGACAGACGCUCUUCCAGUGUGUUCCAGUCCCAACAACGUCAGGGGGCAGUCCCUCAUCAUCAUCAACAUCAAUGUCCCUGCGCCCAGUGUCCAGGUCCCAGCAAUCCCUGACGUAUCUAGCUACCCAGAAGUACCACGUUUUGCAGACACAUCCAGUUACCCUGAUACACCAAGCUACCCCGACAUCACAUCCUCUAACACACAGAUCCCCAAUGCCGUAGAAGACUACACUGGUCUGACCACCACCGGAGCCACUGAUGACCGCAAUACCUGGGGCAUGACUGACACGCAGAGUGGGCUGGCCAUUGCUGCCAUUGUGAUUGGCAUCGUUGCUUUGGCCUGUUCCCUAGCUGCCUGCAUCUGCUGCUGCUGCUGCAAAAAGCGGAGCCAGGCAGUCCUGAUGCAGAUGAAGGCUCCCAAUGAGUGUUAGGGAAGGGGGCUGGAGCAGGGCUGGGGAAGGGAUGAAGCAGAGGAUCCGGGAAUGUGAGCGUUCACCUUCCAAACCUGGGUCCACACGGCCAGGCUCUGAUGGCCCCUGAGUCUUCCAUAGAGAAGCAGGCAUCUCAGGACCUUCUACUCCUAAAGGAAUCGAAUUGGUCAUAGAAAGAAAGAAAGAAAGAAAGAAAGAAAGAAAGAAAGAAAGAAAGAAAGAAAGAAAGGAAGAAAGAAAGAAAGAAAGAAAGGAAGGAAGGAAGGAAGGAAGGAAGGAAGGAAGGAAGGAAGGAGAAAGGAAGGAAGGAAGGAAGGAAGGAAGGAAGGAAGAAGGAAGGAAGGAAGGAAGGAAGGAAGGAAGGAAGGAAGGAACAAAGAAAGAAAGAAACGAAGGUCAAUGCCUAGGCAGCCUUCAGAGGGGCCCUCUGCCAAAUCUUCAUUGCUUCCAAGAACAAGCUUCCCUGUGCCUAGCCCCUCCUAGCCUCUGUAGAUGACAAAGCCUGCUCACUUGGUGAAAUAGUUCUCUGCUGGGACAACCCAUGCCUCAAAGUAUUAUAUAUGCUGAUUUCUUUUUUCUUGCUUCUGUUUUUGUGCCAUGGCUUGACUCUGUCCCCUCAAAGGAGAGGUUUCCCUUUGUUUUUCUGCUGCUGGAGGCAGACUAAGUUCUCUAUGCAAGAAGGUUUGGAUCUUCUAGCUCUGUGCACUGGCUUGGAGGGUGCUCUGUGAGGUAGGAAAACAUCUGUGCUGUCUCCUGGGCAGAGUUGUCAUUGGCAUCAAUUGCUACAAGCUCAGCCUCUUAGAGAAGAAUGUUUAGAGCUUCAAGCUUUCCUUCGAAGACCUUAAUCCCAUUACGGUAUAAAAUCAAGCAGAAUGGCUUAAGUUCUCAGAACAUGAAAAUCGACUCAUUGAAACUGGUUGAAGAAAGCAACCUGCUUCCUGGGGUCCUUGCCCUCACCCCAUACACUUUCCCUUGUAUGGGGUUUUUGUAUUGAAGUGUCACCUACACACAGGAAAUUGGGAGUGUGGUAGAGCACAGCCCUGCAAAUUCUCGCACACUGAAUGUGUGAUGAGCAUGCUCUCUCAGGGUCCCCACCCCAAGCUUGUUCUGGAGUACUUCUGGGGACGCUGUGGACUUUACAGCUUUCCACGGGUUAGGGUGGGAUUCUCACAGCCUCCCCCAUCACUCCACCGGCAGCCCUUGUCCAGGCCUGGCUGUUAGGAGUAAAAGAGAUGUAUGAGCAAUGGGGACAAGAGGCAGCCAAGCUGGCCAGACCAGAAGCAUCUGAACUAAGGUGGCCUGUGCAAGCACACUUCUCCCCUGCCAGCAAGCCCUGAGCUGUUCAUUGGCAGCCCCCCUACUGAUCCUUUUAUGGGCAUUAUAUGCCCAUAUCUGUUUCUAAUUUUUGCUCUUUUCUUGGAAGAAGGAAAAUAGCUCAGAGAUGAGGUCUUCCAGCUGAACAACCAAAUGUAAUGGAAACCAGGAAUCCUUGAACACUGUGGUCAAAUCCUCCAUCGACAUUAGCCAGCUGUAGCUAGGCUACGGCGUGUUCACAGACAGCAGAUAUCAGGACACACUAAAAGGUCAAGUGGGGGCAUGGGCUGGCCCUGCACAACCUUCUGCCUGGGGUCUUGUUUUGUGCUGGAUGGUUUAGAGUUUUCUCUUCGAGUAACAGUUGUAAAACAUGCCUUUGACGUGUUUCCUGCCACACAUGUGUCUAUUUCCACACACUAAACAGUUAUGAUCAGGGCAAUACAGCUUUCCCGGGACAACUGAUACAACUUCGAAGAGGCAAAAGCAGCGAAACAAGCAGGCGUGGUGACGCACGCCUUUAAUCCCAGCACUUGGGAGGCAGAGGCAGGUGGAUCUCUGAGUUCUAGGGCAGUUUGGCCCACACAGAGAGAGUUCUGUGACAGCCAGGGCUACUACAUAAGAAGACCAUCCCAUAAAAACAAAACAGCGAAACAGAGAAUUUCAGGUUUUCUUAUCACUGAGGGGUGAGCUCCACUGAUCACAGGGAUCUGAAAAUCUAUCUCCAACCUGCGGUGAUGUGUACAAGGCAAAUCAGAUAUCCCUCUGGGUCUUGGCAAGGGGGAAGCUCACCUGAUGUGCAGGCUUCCCCUCCAGUUCCCUAACAGAAUAGUCCAUAAGGGAUGCUUGUGAGAGCCAGCACACCUCAUGGGUCCAGGGAAGCUGAUGCUAGUCAAAAGACAUUGUCUCUCCAAGGCAAAUCCGGGUCUCCUGAGUGUUUGCAAAGUAUCUAUAACAACUGCUACACACUUACCAAGCUGUCUCCAGCCCCUGAGUGAGUGUGAGCAUGGUUCUGCUGACUGUGACCUGCCGGUGGGCCCUGGGCUGAAGAGAGUGAGCCGGAUCUGCUUUACUGCAGACGGAAGCUCGGUAGAGUGUUGUGUUCCCCAGAACCCUCGGGUGCUCCUUGGUAGCUAUGUCCAGCCUCAUUUGGGCUAGGGUUGGAGAGAGGUGACAUCUACAGUAUCCGGUGUCCCCUGUCAGUCAUAACCAGGAACCGCUGGUCGCUUCUGACAUUGAUGGUGGGUGUACCUCAUUGGUCCAAAGGCUGGAAAGGGUGGGGCAUCUGUCUUCUACUGGCCUGUCCAGGAGCCCACAGGUAGUGAGCUAAGUGAACAGGUGCUGGAGCCUUUCCCUGGACCUUCUGCUUCCACCUUUUCCUUUCUCCCCACGACAGCAUCCAGUUGGAGUCAUCAGGCCUGCUCCUUAUUGACACGGACUGUUCAGUUUCUCCAAACCACAUCUUGUAGUAAGGGUAGGAGGUGCCAGGAACAGUGGGUGGAGGGGCCUUUCCAAUUGGGUACUGCAUUUUGCUCAGUUCUGGGGGAUGGAGUGAGCUCUGUGGUCCCUAAAAGUCUGUGAUAGGGUACCUUGUCUGCCCCCUGGUUUCUGGACGACCAGCCUUUAUGUGGAGCAAGGAGGGGAUCCAAUGCUGGAGGAAAGCUGAGGAAGACCAACUAGAGCCAGCAUGCUAAUAGACACUCAGGGUCUGGGUGCCCUUCAAAGCUCUUGAUAUGAAUUCUCUUUCUCACCCUCUUGGCACCUUGUAGAAUUAGUCCCACCGUUAUUCUUUUGUGUUGGGGCCUUUUCUGAACAGUGACCAACAGAUAACAGCCAGAUGAGGUCUCCUGGCUUGUCCAGGGCUGUUAUCAGGAAACCAAAGGAAAACAGGUCAUAUGGCUACAGCUGGGUUCUUGGAGCUUCUCACCAUCAGCCACACAGUUUCCUCAGGCAUCCGGAUGGCAGAAUGGAACCCUGGAAUCCACUUGCUGCCUUGGGGAGUUCCUGGAGAGCAGGCUAAUAACCCAGGCCAGGAAGCAGGCAUUUUGUGUGUCCUACACAUAGCUCGAAGCUCCAGAUCCCGAUUUGGCUCUGGAUCCCGCAGCCAGAAGCAGACCUGGCUGCUGAAGAAAAGGAUGAUGGUCUCAGGAGGGAAGCCUCCAGCAGGGUUCAAACAGAGUGGGCAUCAGGUAGCUUCUGGAUGGAGCACCGCCCAGGGCCCUUCUCCUAAGGAGAGAGUGUUCUUGCCGCCGGUUGCCUUUGCUCUGCCUUCUACAACAAUCACCCUUGCCCCACUAGACAAGCUCUGUAGACAGUCCCAGUUGCUUGGCAGUGCAUUUAGAGACUUCUAGGCUCCCAGGGUUUCACAGAAUGUGAGCCCUUAAGGGCAGGGUUGGGGGAAUCUGUCCUUUGCUAGAUGCUGCUUGUAAUGGAUUUGGUGUACAGAAUCUACAAUAAACAGUAUGU
This is a messenger RNA of Meriones unguiculatus (Mongolian gerbil), 5629 nucleotides long. It is a transcript of the gene Lrrc15, whose product is annotated as leucine rich repeat containing 15. Gene Ontology annotation, cellular component: plasma membrane. Gene Ontology annotation, molecular function: protein binding. The record is from RefSeq and is a predicted model, not a curated record. The coding region runs from base 86 to 1852 and encodes 588 amino acids. The transcript is spliced from 2 exons. Lineage: Eukaryota; Metazoa; Chordata; Mammalia; Rodentia; Muridae.